AUGUCCAAAAGUCAGCUGGACCAACUCUCCUGGGACGUGAAGGAUAACCAGGCUCAAGACCACCAGGGCGCAGACUGGACUGGAGGCCUCGAUGAGGCGAGAGACAAGUGCAUCGCGGACUAUCGCUGCGAGGUAGUCUGCUACCAUCCCAAAACUGGGAAGACUCAGUACUACCAGCACUUCGAGAAGGCGCUGAAGGAGGUGGAAAAAGGCAAGAAGGGCUGGAAGGAGGUCCUGCAGAAGGCGCCGAGCUGGCAGGAGGAUGGCUGGGUUUGCCUCAAGGUGUCCCCAGAGUGCCGGAGGCGCGCAGCGGAAAGGGCGCAGAAGAAGGAGGUGGAGGGGUUGAAGGAGACAACAGAUGCGUUGACCGAGUUCGGCUUGCUGCAGAAGUCGCUUCAUCGCCGGCCUCCCAUGCCGUUCCAGCCGCAAGGCGCCCUAUCCCACGACGCCUCCAAGUUCCUGGGAGAGCUGAACUUUCCCAUGGGCAAGCAGGCGAAGCAAUUCCGCGAAGAGUGCACAGACAUCGCAGCCCAGGUGAUCAAUGCCGACGAGGUGGAGGAUGUCGGCUUCUGCUCGGGGCGGAUCUGGGUCCACCGGCCGAUCAUUGACUCACAGGACCGCUGGCAAGAGUGCUGCAAGUCUUCCAAGGGCCUCAAGUGCACGGACCGCUUCGUGAUUCCGGCAGAUAGCUGCAAAGAUUGUCAGGGAGUGUGCCUUGACAAGGGAGGCAAGAAGGGCUACUGCCUGCGGAUGGGGGAGCCAGGAAGCUGGAAGGGCUCUGGGGGCAAAGUGGUGGAGCUCAUGUCUGCCCAGGCCGUGCCGGUUCUGGCAGCGGAGCCCUUAAGGCGCAGAAGACGAAGCUGGUCCUUCUUGUGA
Effrenium voratum is the source of this 876-nucleotide messenger RNA. The record is from the annotation of a GenBank genome assembly. NCBI's taxonomy places the organism in Eukaryota, Dinophyceae, Suessiales, Symbiodiniaceae.